Molecule: messenger RNA, 1071 nt
Organism: Suillus plorans
Lineage: Eukaryota; Fungi; Basidiomycota; Agaricomycetes; Boletales; Suillaceae
Exons: 6
Coding region: 1-1071 (356 amino acids)
Source: RefSeq, a predicted model, not a curated record
AUGUCGUAUCUAGCGCGAUUCAGGCGACAAACUACCACUACUCAGCCAUCACCCUCUGUGACUCUCCUGAGUCCUACGUUUCAUGGAGGAGCUGCUACUACACCUACACGGCGCAACCAGUUGCCCCCAUCAUCACCAUUGUCACCACGCCAAGGUAGCCUCAUACGACCGCGCACAAACUCAUUGGAAACCGAGCAGCAAGAAGUCAAGAGAUUGAAGACAUAUGCUGCCGAAGUCUGCAGGAGCAAAGGGUUACCUGAAAACAGCUUAGAGGAAUUUGCUACUAUCAAUGAUAUUAAACUGAUGAUGAUCAAGCUCAUGGCCGAGUUGUCAUGCUUUCAUAGGAAGGUUCAAGCAGCCGAAGCAGCCAAGGUGCUCGAAUCGCUGGACUUUGAGGUAACACUCACUCCAUCAUUGGUUUCACAGCCAUACGAUUUUUCCAAGAAAAAUCCAUCGGUCUUCAAAAUCCCUGUGGAAGCACUGCAGGACUCUGAUGCUAUGGAUCGGCUUGAUGUACUGAUGAAGAAGAUACUGACAGCACAGCGGGGAAAUAUGAAACAGAAGCUUAUUGCAUCAAUCGAGAAAUGCUCAGAUCUAAGCACACUGGCCCGCAGUCUUGCAGGCAACUGCACAGAGCUCACAAUGGCGCACUGGGCCCGGAUUGCAUUCAUGAAGACCACUAACGCUCAACCUGAAGAAGCAUCAACAGGUCCGAGUCUGCAGCCCCAGACUGACGAAGGUGGUGACAAUAACAUACCAAUUGGUACUACUGCCAGUGCGAGCCAUGGACUUGGAGAGGAUGGGGAGGAUGAUAACGACAAUGAGGAGGAGCGCACUUGGUCUUUUAGCCAGUAUUGGGAGUACCUUGAUAAGGUUCUUGACGAGCUUAAAGAGGAGGCUCGACAAAAGCAUGUGUUUCCUCAAGCACGCGCUGAUUAUAUCAAACAAUUUUUCACCGAAUGUCUUCAGCAAGACCUCCAGAUAUUCCCUGGCGGCGGUUCAUUAGCUCCGAGUUUGGAUUCGGUCACUGUUGGUUGGCAAAGAGCGAUCCAUGAAAAGUUGAUGUGGUAG